GCCACUUUAACUUAAUCGAUUGGUGGCCAAACCUAAUUCAAAAUUUUCCAGCCUCAAAAUUUCUUGUAAAUAUCUUGGUUGCAAUCCCAAUUUUUUUUCUCGAUAGAAUAUCGAUUUUGGGUCAAAAAUUUCUCCUGAAUCUUCUACAAAUUUUUAGUUUUUCUUCAAUUCGUCUUGAAGGGCUAUUUUACAGCCGCGAUAUUGUGGUUCAUGGAUUGGGAGGAAUGUUGAACUGUUUGAAAAUGGAUUUUGGAUCGGGUCAAGAUUCUCCAUUUGCGGCACCGUCUGAACCUCCGAUUUAUUCACCAGUUAUCAAUGGAAUUGGGGCGGCGCCACAUGGGAUGAAUUUUGCUAGUUUUCAUGAGCCGCCAUAUAACACAAUCGAAUCUCCGGUGCCUGAACCGGCUGUUUUUGGUGGGUAUUCACCGGCAAAUUCGCCCAAAUUUUCACUUUCGCCUUCUGAUUUCUCGAUUGAUCGCAGAAAUUUUACUCCUAUUGUCAAUAAUACUGCGGAGCCACCCUUACGUAUGAAUUUUAUGGAGCCGCCAACAUCUGAAUGGUUAGAAAACCUUACAAUCAAACGUUUGGUGCAAGAACUGCUAUUUUUGAAACAUGUAUGGAUGCGUCUUCGUGAGCUUGAGCAACCUAUGGGCUGUAUGGAACAUGGGCAUCCAUGGAUUUGGUCAAAUUUGCAAUAAUACCGUGUGUAUGAGGCAGUUUUGGGCAAAAUUUGGCUCGAAUUUGUUGGGAUUUGGGGCUGAAAAUUGCGUUUUGACGUUAGGGUUGGUGAGGAGAUGGUGGUGGUGUUAGAAUCCGGUGGCCUUGGUGCCGAAAAUUGGGUUCCAUGGUUGUUGGUACCUAUAUUGAAAAUUUUGUAUAUACUUGUGACUGAUUUGUAAUUUUUUAAAAAAUUGGGGGUUGUGGUUGCAAUUAA
This is a messenger RNA of Olea europaea var. sylvestris, 934 nucleotides long. RefSeq lists its product as uncharacterized. NCBI's taxonomy places the organism in Eukaryota, Viridiplantae, Streptophyta, Magnoliopsida, Lamiales, Oleaceae. The record is from RefSeq and is a predicted model, not a curated record. The transcript is spliced from 2 exons. Bases 225 to 698 code for a protein of 157 amino acids.